Messenger RNA from Fusarium verticillioides 7600, 819 nucleotides. RefSeq lists its product as hypothetical. The record is from RefSeq and is a predicted model, not a curated record. The transcript has 2 exons. Gene Ontology annotation, biological process: proteolysis. Gene Ontology annotation, molecular function: serine-type peptidase activity. NCBI's taxonomy places the organism in Eukaryota, Fungi, Ascomycota, Sordariomycetes, Hypocreales, Nectriaceae. Bases 1 to 819 code for a protein of 272 amino acids.
AUGGUCAAUCAGGACCAGAUCCAAUACUGCUUAGAGCUCGGAUGGAUCACAGUUGUCCCAAACCAUCGCCUUUGUCCCGGUGUCGACCUGCUUGAGGGUCCUAUUACCGACUGCAGAAACCUGCUAUCAUGGAUCUAUGACAAGGGUCUUGAGAAAGCGAUUGUUGAGAGCAGUCCACCAAAUACUGAUAUUAGAAUUGACUAUGAUCAUGUCUUUGCGUCUGGAACAUCUUCUGGCGGGCACCUAAGUUUAUGUCUUGGCUUUGACGUUCCACGUCCACCAGCGGCGAUCUUUGAUAUUUACGGACCCUGCUACUUCAACCAUCCUUUCUGGAAGUCUCAGAUUGCUACUUUGGCUUCCAAGAUCCCUAAGGGCUCAAGCUCCGAGUUCAAGAACCGAGUAUACCAGCAACGACCAAUUCCUAUAGAGGCAGGCUUUUCCCUGGAGGGUCAAGCGAAGGCUCAGGGGCCGGACUUUAGCGACCCUAGGCAGGCAUUUUGCUUGUCCAGUAUUGCUGAUGGCCGGCUUCUCGACGCGGUCUUUCCUUCGGGCGAUUGGAAAAAGGUCGAUCCACUGCUGAACAUCAGCCAAUCAUUCCCGCCUACAUUCAUUGUGCACGGCGAUGCAGAUACAAUGGUGCCACUUGAGCUGAGUCUCGAGCUCUACUCUGCCUUGAAGGAGUUUGGGGUAGAGUGUGGAAUGCGUGUCAUACCGGGCGAAGAACACACUUUUGCUGCUGGGAUGAAGAAAGGGUCGGAAACAUGGAACUUGCACCUCGAAGGAUAUACAUUCUUAGAGAGUAUAAUUCAGAGGAAGUGA